ACUUCACGACGCGACCCUGUUUGCUCAAUUACCGGUCGUGCUGGGUACGAUCUCAUCAGAUCUAAUGAGCAAGAGUACGUUAGGCUUGGACCUUGAGUGGAAGACCACCCGAAGGCUGGCUGCGGUGUGGUGGAAAACGGUAAUUUAGUGGCGGGAAGUGUUUGCCUGCAGUCUCUGUGAUGGUGGAGUUCCAGCUGCGUGCGGGAGGAUAGGGAGAUCUUUUGGGGAGCUGAAAAACUCGUAGUCAUGGGUGUGUAAGAGGUUAAACGUCGCUGAUGACUUUGCUCAGCAGUUGAGCUGCUCACUUGGUUCCCUUUCUAUUUCAGUUGCUGUUGUCUGCCUCUGGAUUUUGACUAAAAUCUCAGAUUCUUACAGGAUUCUCUUCUGCUUCUUUCCCAGCAUUGCUGUGCAUGGUGCGUUCACGCAGCUUUAGAGUCUUGUGUGACGUGUGCUGUGUUUAGCCAUUGCCGAAUAUCCCUGUUUAGUAUGAUUUGCAGGGAGCUUACGGAUGCUGUGUUCUGUGGGAAUUAUUGUCACGUUUGAGAGAUUUAAAAAUCUUUUAUGCAUGUCAUCAUAAUAGCUGGAGGCAUCAUUUUUAAAAUGAUGCAUAGGUGUUGGUGAGCAUAAGCAUUUUAGGUGGUAAAGAUGAUGUAUGAUCUUAGUUAAGUAGCCUGGGAAUCAAAAUUUGCCUAUCACUAACAGUCACCUCCCUUCCUACUGCCUUCCUCAGGUGGACUUUCUCGAUUUCUGUGAAUGUUUUGGGACUGUGAGUGCGAAUCUCUUAACGUCUGUCUGCCAAACCACGUUAGUGGUCUGAUGUUAUAGGCAGUUGCCUUCGCUGUCACGAGGAUAAACUGGCAGACACAUGGAAAAGUGAGCUGUGCAGUCUGAGGCGGCUUUGGACUCUCUGCUCCUGCUCACUGUGGGCGCACAACGCAGCUUUGGGGGUCACCGAUGUCCGGGUCUUUCUCUGUAAAACCUCCAUGUGCUUUGUGUUGGCACUAACGUUCUCUUUCUGACUCUCUGGUGGGAAGAACUUUGUGCUCCCAGUGGUGUAUUUGCUUUAAAAAAGUACAACAGACUAGUGGCACCUGCUUACGGUUUUCAGUUAAAAGCUGUGAUGGCAUGGAGUUUGUCUUCCAGAGGGAAGCGUUUCUGUUGGAAGGGCACAAUGAUGACUUUAUCUGACAUCUGCAUCCAGCUUGGGAGGUAACGUAGUGACGGAGAACGGUGAUUUUAUGUUUUUUCCCCCCAAGAAGAUACAGGCAGCUUAUCGGAAAGGGUGAGAAGGGCUGUGCACUGUAGGAGAGGGGUUAUCACACGGAACCACUCCUUUAGAUCACAAAAGAGACGAGCCAGUGGAAGUUUAAGUCAUUACCGUUCAGUUGCGUUUCAACAGGCGAAUCUACGGAAGUGAGGCUUCCCUUGGAGCGCUCGUUGCUGUUCUGUGGAGUUGAGAAGAUGCAGCCCAUGUGCUCUGAAGGGUGCAGUCUAAACAGUCACUGUCCCAUAAACUAAGAACAGAGAUUUGACUUGGAGGACUUUUACAGACAGUGUAAGAAAAUGCUUUGUGUAAAACACAGUUGGACCAAUAGAGUUCUCUGCCGCAGGGAACCAGAGUCAAACACUGUAGGGCAUUUCAAGCAGCCGGAUGACUCCAUGACCAGAAGUGACACUAGCAUUGCGCCGUAGUGUAGCCGCAGCCGAGGCGUGGACUCAGUCGUGCAGGCCAGCUGCAGUAAUGUUGGGGUGGAUUUGCUUCCGUGCCUUUUGCUCUCGUCUCCUUUGUUGAGAUAAUGUGUAUGGAAAUAGUGUGCUUUCCGGUGGGAUGUUGACGGCGGUUACCACUAGAGACAGGAUACAGGUUUUGAUAAAUCAUGAGUUUGUUGAGCAAAUCUGAUGUUUUAAAAAUAGAAUGCUUUUGGAUUUGUCUUUGCAUGUAAAAAUCAUCGAUUCCUGUGAGGCAGUUCUUCAGUGAAAAAGGGACAAAUCCCCCGUGUGACGGCAGGUGAUCUAGGGGUACUGUGAGUUCAGUUCUAGUGUUAAAGUUGUUAGUCCUUUGUUUAUAGGUUUGUAAACUUAGAAGAUAAUUGGCACUGGUAUCUUUAUAUAGAGGCUGAGAUUCUAAUCGACUGAGUAUGACUUCCAUAACAUGCUUAGCUUUGAACUGUUGCCCCAAAACUGAUGCAGUCGGUAGUCUGAAUUUCUGUGUUGGAUUCCUAUGGAAUGGUGAUGUCAGCUGUCAUCACUCUGCUGUAGCUGAGAAUAGGGCUGUCUCCAGCACAGGAGAACCCAGGAGGUUGUGUCUGUGGUGGGAUGAAAUGACUUUGUUCUGUUGGCUGGUUGUUGAUGAUGCCACUGUUUCCUUUAUGUGGAAAAAUCCCUGUCUCCAGCAGUUCACAAUUUGCAGUCCUGCAGGGACUGGUAGGAGUUGAGGCAGAUGAUAAAUGUAUUCCUCCAAGGAAAUCGCAGUAGAUUGCCGGAAUGUGUGGUGUCUGGGUUUUUUUCCCAUCUCUCCGCCUCCCCCCCCCUCGCCUUGCUCACACGCGCGCUCUCACAGAGACAGAGAGGAUGCACUGAGAUUGUUGGUAGGGACACAUGAAAACACAGCAUGAAAGGAAGCUUCUGUUGAUGGCCUGGGCUUAUUUCCUUCUCAGGCUUUUGAUAAGGCCAAUUCCUGUGGGCUUCAGAAAACCAUGGCUGACUAGAGACAGUAGGCGCUAUCUAAGAGGGACUUUGGUUUUUUAAACUUUUCUUUAGAUGGGUGAGCUAAUUGGGAAAACUUAGAGUUAACAGAUUUUGAAGAAUACGACUGAAUAUUCCCUAAAAGGUAAAGAUAACACCUGAAGUGCUCUGCCUUUCUCCAUCUUUUGGUCAUCUGCUGGGUUUUUCCCUUGGGACCAUCAGGAGUUUGAAGUUCUUCAGGACCAUCAUCAGUGUGUUCACUUUAGAAAUGCCUUGGAUUUUUUUUUUUUCUUGGUAGCAAUUCUCUGAAGAAUCUGUAGGAUCUGCACAAGCACUUGCUAAUGAAUGUGAGCAUUCACGUUCCAGGUUGGAAAAGGCCUGUUAGAAUAGGCAGCUGGCUGUCCUUUGCCUUUUUCUGCAGGUGUUUUAAGAGCUUCUGAAUGAUAUCUGAAUGUCCCGAGUAAUUCUUGAGAUUUUUGAGUAAUUCACUCUUAAAUUGUAUGUUGAAAACUUGUGGUUAGGAAACAUUAAUGAGUUGCAAGUUACACACGUAGUCUCUUUGGACUGAUAAUAGUUGGUUAGGUCUUAGUAACUCAAAGAUAGGUUUGGCCCGUGUUUGUUUCUCUGUGUGGCUAUGGAAGUUGUUCUGCAAAUCAAUGCUUAAGUCGACAGAGCUCUGAGUCGGUGUUUUAGUUGAUGCAGCUGCAUCAAUCCUGUCCAGGUUAUUGGAAUUUGUUUUACAUAGCUGCGAAGACCCUUGCUGUAAAGUUUCAGCUAAUUUAAACCAGAACAUCUUAAUUGCUCAUGAUGAUGCAUUGUUUGGGACACUUGCAUUGGCCUUUGUCUGAAUACGUUUCAGUUCAAGAUAUGGCAGGGAAGAGGGGCCCAAGAAAGCUGGUUAACAUUCAAGGUUCGCCUCCUCUACGCUCAGGAGUGGUCCAUUCCAAUGAAUAGGAAGUCAGGCAAAAAUGCCAGGAGGCCUGCAUGGAUGAACGAGCAGGCCAAACUCAACUGCAGAAAGGAAGCAUCCAGAGAGUGAAAGCAAAGAUGGGUAACCUGGGAGGAAUAGAGGGACCUUGUCCAAGCAUCUAGGGAUGAAGUUAGGAAAGCUUAAGCUCAGCUGGAAUUGAAUUUGGCCAGGGAAGUCACAGACAAGAAAAAGGGCUUCUUUACGUGCAUAGGUGACAAAAGGAAGGCUACAGAAAAUGUGGGCCCAUUGCUUGACAAGGCAGGGGACUUGGUUACACCGGAUAUAGAAAAGGCUGAAUGCCUUCUUUGCCUCAGUCUUUGCUAGCAAAACUGGCCUUUAGGAAUCCCAAGUCCCAGAAACCAUAGGGAGAGGCUGGAGCAAGAAAAAUAUACCCCUGGUGGAAGAGAAUGGGGUCAGGGAAUACUAGAGCAAACUGGAUGUAUGUAAGCCCAUGGGCCCUGAUGGGAUGCAGCCAUGAGUGAUGAGGGAGCUGACAGAUGUCCCUGCAAGGCUACUCUUGAUAGUCUUUGGUCAAUCAUGGAGACUGGGAGAGGUGCCUGAAGACUGGAGAAAAGUGAAUGUCGCUCCUGUCUUCAAGAAGGGCAAGAAGGAGGACACAGGGAACUACAAGUUAGGAUUGCAUUACAAUUAGAUGAUGGCUCCCGUUUACAAGACACCUUUCUCUGUCAACAGACUUUGUGGGAACUUCUCAACCAUUUUUCAAAGAUCAGGUGGCGCUCUCGAUCCUGAGUGACUUCUGGUUCCACCGAUUUCACUUACAUUUCACUGAAGCUGAGUUUUGAGUAUAAAUGUAGGGUCCCACAGGUUUUGGUUUUUCCUGUGGAAUUCACUGCGGAAACCAGAACCUGGUGACUGAAGAGGCAGUUAAGUGCAAGUGUCCCCAUCACCCUGGAGCUUAUGGAGCAGCAUGGUGAAUUCUCCCCAGUCUGUAUUUACAUGCGAGAUGAGAUAUCAGGAAAAGAUGCCCUAGAGAAGACAACGCUGAAGUCACUUGGCCUGACUGGAGGCAGUGCCAUCAUCAGAGUUGUCAUGAAGAAAUGCAGUUCAUCAGGUCGGGAGGAAGCUGUGGGUGCCACGGUGCCGUGUAAUGAGCUGACAGUGAGGCCAGGCUCUAUUGAAGGAACAGUGGAUGUGCCGCUACCUCAAGCAAAUGCAUUCCCAAAGGACUUGGACCAUGGGGAUGUGGCCAUGUCUUUAAACAGCUGCACAGACAAGCAAGACUCGAUUAGAGAAUCUCAUGCCAGUUUGGAGGAGCUGUGGCCUUCCUCAGAGCCUGAGUCUACCCCGUUUGUCCCUUUUUUUGGAGAUGGGCAACGUUUGGGGGACUCUUCUGUAGCUGUACCAUCUCUUGGGUUAGAUAUGCCAUCUUCAAAGCUGCCAACAACUUUUGCCAGCCCUGGAGGCCCUUCUAAGCCAAAGAAGUCUAAGAACAGCCAAGAACUGCAAAAGGAGCAAGAACAGCUCAUAGAACGAGAGCCGCUUGUGUGUCACCUAGACCUACUACAACCACUUCCUGCUGGCCCAGAAGAGUUUCCUGAUGAGUUUUUUGAAGUCACAGUGGAUGAUGUACGGAAACGUUUGGCACAGCUGCAGAGUGAGAGGAAACGCCUGGAAGAAGCUCCACUGAUGACAAAAUCUUUGAGGGAGGCUCAGCUGAAGGAAAAACUAGAGCGUUACCCAAAGGUGGUGUUGAGAGUCCACUUUCCAGACCGUCAUGUUCUGCAGGGGUUCUUCCGUCCUAGUGAAACCGUUGGCGUUUUGAGAGACUUUGUAAGAAGCCACCUUGCAGAUGCGGACUUGCCAUUUUACCUGUUUAUUGCACCUCCCAGAAUCAUCUUGGACGAUGAAAGUUUGACACUCUUUGAGGCUAAACUCUUUCCAACUGCCGUCAUUCAUUUUGGAUCUGAGCAGUGCAGGGAUUGUUACCUGAAAUCGGACCUGCUGAGCUCUGUGGUUUCCCCUUCUGCAGCUGAUUUAUUAGUGACCAGAUGUUUGUCCAAAUCAUUAGUUCCUUCUGCUUCAUCAUCUUUAGAAUCAACAGUUCCACCCCGGGCUGAACCAGAAGUGGGAAGUGACAAAAAGACCGAGGAGCAGCCAGGACCAGCAAGCGUGCAAGAAGCUCCGCAGGUGUUGAGAAGGGCCCCUGGGAAAAUACCCAAAUGGCUGAAGCUGCCAGGUGGGAAGAGAUGAAACCUUCUGGACUGCUGGAUCAGUGAGCAGGCAGCUGUGCCUCUUUGGUGAUGAACUUAUUCAGAAUGUGUAAGAAAUUGCUGGUGGCCAUGGAGACAUCUAAUCUGUAUGAACAUUAGUUACAAAUAGUAAAUGGCUAUUUCAGAUGCCAGUUUCACCUUUUGGAGGAGUGGAAGGCCUGUUUGUGGCCUUUGUGACUACAGGAGCCAGGUUAGAGGUUAAAUUCAAGGUUUCUUGCAUGCAGAUAAUAUGAAUAGAGAAUUAAGGGGGAAAUAAUUCUUAUGUACUUUCUGUGAAUAACUUUGUUUCUAUCCAUAUUUUCAAAUUUAAAUCUUCCCAGUUUUACCUUCAGGGAUAACUUCAGUCCAGCUGCCUGAAUUCUAGCAGCAAGAUACAAUCCGAUUCAGUUUUGCCUAUAGUUAAAUGCUGCCUAGAACAAGACUUCUCUCUCCUUCUUGCUGGUCAAGGUUAGUGCUGCUGAUGAUAAUUCCGGGCAUAGACGGCUGGAAGGCGAGUGAAGAGGAACCACUUGGGUCACUUAAACCAGUUCAAAUGGGCUUUUCCUGUGAACCUCUUGGUCUGCUGCACUUGUGUUGUUUUCAGUUGCCAGGAUCUUCUUAACAAAGAGCACAGGUAUCUGCUAGUGGAACGCAUGUGGCGUUUGUUUCUGCCCCAAGCUUUGUGUUUUAUUUUCACGACAUAUAAUUAAAAUCAGUAAUUAGAGUUACAGUGAGGAAAAAACCCAUCCAGUAAAAGGAUCUCUUCACGUGACCUUCCGUCUCUGGACUUCUGUGGCCCGAAUGUUCCCCCAGCAGAGUAGCUGUUCUCUGCGGUGCAGUCAGUGUACAGAGGGAAGUGCUAGUCCACAUCUUUGCCUCCUGCAGAUGCUGUGCUGGGAUAAGUAUUGUUGGUUAAAUUGUGCUUAUACUGGGGAUGAACUCUGUAGUGCCACAGUAGCCAUGGUGCUGUAUCUUGUUUGAAAUCUCCAUGGGUCGGUGAUUCAUGCGGGACAGCUGGGGUUCCGUGUUAGGGUAAUAACGUGUUUUCCAUUUUCCCUCUGUAGACAAUUGUCCCCUGAACUACGUGUGCAUCUGCACAAUUUGUAGAUGUAAUAAAGCGGAGUGGCCAUGGGAGGCCUUUUU
Molecule: messenger RNA, 7008 nt
Organism: Egretta garzetta (little egret)
Lineage: Eukaryota; Metazoa; Chordata; Aves; Pelecaniformes; Ardeidae
Gene: ASPSCR1
Product: ASPSCR1 tether for SLC2A4, UBX domain containing
Exons: 16
Coding region: 4574-5866 (430 amino acids)
Molecular function (GO): protein binding
Source: RefSeq, a predicted model, not a curated record